AUGGAGCAGCAGCAGCCGGAGAAGAGGGCGCGUCCUUGCAGCGCCGCAGACGCAGGAGCCUUUUUAUCUAUUUGCUGCGACUGCGACUGGUGCAAGAUGCGCAUCACGGUCUCUGUUGUCGCGUCCAAUGUCGCUAUCAGCUCGGAUAUCGUCUCGCUCGAUGUCGGCGAAGACAUGACUCUGGCAGACCUCAAGGCCGUCAUACAGAGCGAGAUCCAGAUCCCCCCGCAGUCACAGUACCUCUUUCACAACAACCAGCUCCUCUCAGAUGAUACAAAGCCGCUGGGUCAGAUAGGCAUACGCGAAGGUGACAUGCUGGGUAUGCAAGUCCGAGUCCCAGCCCCAGGCUCCGGUUCGGCUUCGGGCUCGGGCUCAGGCCAGGGUAACCCCUCGCGGGCAUCAGCAGCAGCAGGAGGAGGAGGAGGAGCUGGAGGCCCUCCGCAGCAAGGCGAGUCCUCGCGCCGGCAGCAGGCGAUACCAGACCCAGAGACGAUACGUCUGCAUAUGCUGGGAGACCCGAGGGUGCUGUCGGCUGUCAGGCAGCAGAAUCCACAGCUGGCGGCAGCAGUAGAUGAUCCGCAGCGGUUUAGAGACAUAAUGCUCUCCCAUCGCCGUGCGGAGGCGCAGGCAGAGGCAGCGAAGGAAGCAAGAAUAGCCAUGUUGAAUGCGGAUCCGUUCAAUCUCGCUGCGCAGCGAGAGAUCGAGGAGAUCAUUCGUCAGAAUGCAGUUACAGAAAACCUACACACGGCCAUGGAACACACUCCUGAAGCGUUCGGUCGAGUAUCUAUGCUGUAUAUCCCAGUAGAAGUAAACGGGCACAAGGUGAAAGCAUUCGUCGACUCCGGGGCACAGGUCACUAUAAUGUCACCGGAGUGUGCCUCAGCCUGCAACAUCAUGCGGUUAAUCGAUAGACGAUACGGAGGUAUCGCAAAGGGCGUUGGCACCGCCGACAUCCUGGGCCGUGUCCACUGCGCCGAAAUCAAGAUCGGCGACAUGUUCCUCCCUUGCUCCUUUACGGUGAUGGACGGCAAGCACAUAGACCUUUUACUAGGGUUAGAUAUGCUUAAACGGCACCAAGCAUGCAUCGACUUGAAAGAAGGCGUAUUGAAAAUCCGCAAUGAAACCGUCCCGUUCUUACACGAAGCUGAUAUACCCAAGCAUCAGGAUGAGUUUGAAGACGAGCCAAUGGUGAUGGGCCGCGAUGGAGCUGUUGUCGGAGGGAGAACGGGCGCCGUGCAGCAGCCAGCUGGAGGAAUGGGCAUCCAGCGACCAACAGCACCGCCCUCUUCAUCACUGCACCCGCCUGCAUCUUCCUCUGCUGCUGCUGCUGGCACCGGCUCAGCUCCCGUAGGCCCUUCAGCCGCUAACACACAGCAGCGAGCCUCACGCUGGCCAGCUGACUCGAUUGCAAAAAUAACAGAUCUAGGAUUUACGCGAGAUGAGGCCAUCCAGGCUCUAGAUGCUGCAAAUGGUAAUCUCGACGGUGCAAUUGGAUAUCUUAUCUAG
Molecule: messenger RNA, 1506 nt
Organism: Arthroderma uncinatum
Lineage: Eukaryota; Fungi; Ascomycota; Eurotiomycetes; Onygenales; Arthrodermataceae
Product: DNA damage-inducible protein 1
Exons: 4
Coding region: 1-1506 (501 amino acids)
Biological process (GO): proteolysis
Molecular function (GO): aspartic-type endopeptidase activity; protein binding
Source: RefSeq, a predicted model, not a curated record